GGGCUGAAGCGGGCAGGGCGGUGGCGGCGGCGGCGGCAGCUUCCGGAGUGGAGCUGAAGGCAGCGCUGCUGGUGCCUGGCCAUGAUGCCCUUUGGAGGGAUGGCUGCCCGUCUACAGAGAGACCGCCUGAGAGCCGAGGGGCUUGGCCAGCACAACAACGCCAUCAAGUACCUCAACCAGGACUAUGAGGCCCUCAAGCAGCAAUGCAUUGAGAGCGGCACCCUCUUCAGGGAUCCCCAGUUCCCAGCUGGCCCCACUGCCCUUGGAUUCAAGGAGCUGGGGCCUCAUUCCAGCAAGACACGGGGGGUGGAGUGGAAGCGUCCAUCGGAAUUAGUGGAUGACCCUCAGUUCAUCGUUGGUGGUGCAACGCGGACGGACAUCUGCCAGGGGGCUCUGGGUGACUGCUGGCUGCUGGCUGCCAUUGGCUCCCUCACGCUCAAUGAGGAGCUUCUGCACCGCGUGGUGCCCCAUGGACAGAGCUUCCAGGAGGACUAUGCUGGCAUCUUCCACUUCCAGAUCUGGCAAUUUGGUGAGUGGGUGGAUGUGGUGGUGGAUGACCAGCUGCCCACCAAGGAUGGGGAGCUCCUGUUUGUCCACUCAGCGGAGUGCACCGAGUUCUGGAGUGCUCUGCUGGAGAAGGCCUAUGCCAAGCUGAACGGCUGCUACGAGUCACUCUCGGGGGGCAGCACCACCGAAGGCUUUGAGGACUUCACGGGCGGCGUGGCAGAGAUGUACGACCUGAAGCGACCGCCGCGCAACAUGGGCCACAUCAUCCGCAAGGCGCUGGAGAGGGGGUCCCUGCUGGGCUGCUCCAUCGACAUCACAAGCGCCUUUGAUAUGGAAGCAGUGACCUUCAAGAAGCUGGUGAAGGGCCAUGCCUAUUCUGUCACAGCCUUCAGAGAUGUGAACUACCGGGGUCAGCAGGAACAACUCAUCCGCAUCAGGAAUCCCUGGGGUCAGGUGGAGUGGACUGGAGCCUGGAGUGAUGGCUCCUCUGAAUGGAACAACAUUGACCCUGAUGAAAGGGAAGAGCUGCAGCUGAAGAUGGAGGAUGGAGAGUUCUGGAUGUCUUUCCGGGACUUCAUGAGGGAGUUCUCCAGGCUGGAGAUCUGCAACCUGACCCCCGAUGCCCUCACCAAGGAUGAGCUCAGCAGAUGGCACACACAGGUGUUCGAGGGCACGUGGCGCCGGGGAAGCACUGCUGGGGGCUGCAGGAAUCACCCAGCCACAUUCUGGAUCAACCCCCAGUUCAAGAUCAAGUUGCUGGAAGAAGAUGACGACCCUGGGGAUGAUGAGGUGGCCUGCAGCUUCCUGGUGGCUCUGAUGCAGAAGCACCGGCGGCGGGAGCGGCGGGUGGGAGGUGACAUGCACACCAUCGGCUUUGCUGUCUAUGAGGUUCCUGAGGAGGCCCAGGGCACUCAGAACGUGCACUUGAAGAAGGACUUCUUCCUGCGAAACCAGUCACGGGCACGCUCUGAGACCUUCAUCAACCUGCGGGAGGUGAGCAACCAGAUCCGUCUGCCUCCCGGCGAGUACAUCGUCGUGCCCUCCACCUUCGAGCCACACAAGGAGGCCGACUUCGUCCUGCGGGUCUUCACCGAGAAGCAGUCUGACACAGCGGAGCUGGAUGAGGAGAUCUCAGCAGACCUGGCAGAUGAGGAGGAAAUAACUGAGGAUGACAUAGAAGAUGGCUUCAAGAACAUGUUCCAGCAGCUGGCAGGGGAGGACAUGGAAAUCAGUGUCUUUGAGCUCCGGACUAUUCUGAACAGAGUCAUUGCUAGACACAAAGAUCUGAAGACAGAUGGGUUCAGUGUGGACUCCUGCCGCAACAUGGUCAACCUGAUGGAUAAAGAUGGCAGUGCCCGCCUCGGGCUGGUGGAAUUCCAGAUCCUGUGGAACAAGAUCCGGAGCUGGCUGACAAUCUUCCGCCAGCACGACCUGGAUAAGUCUGGCACCAUGAGCUCCUAUGAGAUGCGCAUGGCUCUGGAGUCUGCGGGUUUUAAGCUGAACAACAAGCUGCAUCAGGUGGUGGUGGCCCGCUAUGCAGAUGAUAACAUGGGUGUGGACUUCGACAACUUUGUCUGCUGCCUUGUGAAGCUGGAGGCCAUGUUCAGGUUCUUCCGCAGUAUGGACCCUGACGGCACUGGGACCGCUGUCAUGAACCUCGCUGAGUGGCUGCUGCUGACAAUGUGUGGCUAGGAGCCAUGACAGACCUGCUGCAGCUGGGACACCCCAACGGGCCAGGCCCCCUCCAAGUGCCUCCCCUUGGAUCCGUGGACACAGGAUACUCUUCCCUUUGCUCCAUUCCAUGCUGAGCCACCAGCCCUGCCUCCCAGGAAGCCUCACACCACCUUCUCCAGUGGACCAGGGGUCAAGGCAGGCAGGGGAUUCCCUUCUCCUCUUCUGGGCUGGGCUUCUUUCCACUCCCCCCUCCUCUCUCCCACCCCAGAACAGGAGGAGUGCAAGCAUCAUGUGGUACCUGUGAAUCUUUGCACAGUAGCAGGCUGGAGGCCAGCUGCAGAGCAGGGAGAGGCAGGAAUUGCACGGAGAUGAGGGGGAGGACACUCAUAUUGCUUGCUCUAGUGCUGUCCCAUCCUCUCUUGUCUAUCCCUGCACCCACACCUGGGAGCAUCAGCAGAUACUGCCUUGCUCAGGCAGCAGGUUCUGGGGGAGUCGUCAUGGUCUUCUGGUAGGAGGAGUGGCCAUGCUCUAUUUCUUGAAGCCCUUGCACUGUACUUAUCACCACUAAGCGCGACCAAAGCGUGGAGCCCACAGGCUCUUUCUGCGUGGCCUUCAACACAUCCCUCCCAUCUCCAUGCCCCUGCCCAUGCCCACCAUUGGAUCAAAUCCUACAACUCAAGCACUGAAUGUUUUGGGGCUCCCCCACCGUAUGAACACAUGCCACCUUGUAGUGCCGCAGCAGAAGCUCCUCUUUUCUACAUGGUUACAGCAGCCUGGCCUCCCCUCCCAUCCCUGAGAGCUCCUGGGACAUCUGCUGCCCUUGGUCAUGGCCCACAGCAGGGCUGGGGGGCACAGCACCCAAGAAGCAAUGCCUUCCUCCAGAGAGGAGGGAUGGUGGUUUGCGGGGGGGGGGGGGGGGGCGGAAUCUUCUUCUGCACACAGUUGGGUUUUUUCUCCCAAUCCAUCAUCCUCCCACAUUGUUACACUCUCCUCUUCCCUUGCGCUCCUUUGCCCAGUGUAGGUGGACUCCAGUGCCAACAUAUUUGCACCUCUCUGUGCUCCUCACUCCCCUCACCUUCUGGGGCAAUGGGGUGGCUCCAGCUUGGCGGUGGGCGAGGGCCCAUCCUUUGCCCUGUAGAGGCAGGCAGGCAGUUAUAGCUUCCCCAGGCCCCUGUUGUCACUGAGGAUGCGCCUGCAGCAAUAACCACUGCUGCCUGCCCGGCAGCUCUGCUUCCUCACCCCGCUCACUGUGUACUCCAGAAAUAAACAGAUCUGUUAGA
Pipra filicauda (Wire-tailed manakin) is the source of this 3461-nucleotide messenger RNA. It is a transcript of the gene CAPN11, whose product is annotated as calpain 11. Gene Ontology annotation, molecular function: calcium-dependent cysteine-type endopeptidase activity; calcium ion binding. The coding region runs from base 82 to 2199 and encodes 705 amino acids. Gene Ontology annotation, cellular component: cytoplasm. The record is from RefSeq and is a predicted model, not a curated record. NCBI's taxonomy places the organism in Eukaryota, Metazoa, Chordata, Aves, Passeriformes, Pipridae. The transcript is spliced from 22 exons. Gene Ontology annotation, biological process: proteolysis.